Molecule: messenger RNA, 2934 nt
Organism: Pestalotiopsis fici W106-1
Lineage: Eukaryota; Fungi; Ascomycota; Sordariomycetes; Amphisphaeriales; Sporocadaceae
Exons: 5
Coding region: 1-2934 (977 amino acids)
Biological process (GO): protein import into nucleus
Cellular component (GO): cytoplasm; nuclear membrane
Molecular function (GO): small GTPase binding
Source: RefSeq, a predicted model, not a curated record
AUGGCUUCCAACGGCGCGCAGGCGACUUUUCCGCCGGAGCAGGUGCUCGAGGCCAUGUUGACGAUGCGCAGCAAUGAUGCAGACCGGAAGAAGAGCGCGCACAAGUUCCUCGAGGAGUUUCAGAAGUCGUCAAGUGCUUGGACCACAACAUUUUCCAUACUGCAAUCGGAUGCUGAGGCCGAUGUCAAGCUGUUUGCAGCGACAACGCUCAGGGGCAAGAUAACAUACGAUCUAGCAACGCAAAUACCCGCCGAACAACAUGUGGCAGUUCGAACCCAGCUAUUGGAACUCCUCAAGGUGUACGCACCUGGCCCCAAGCCCAUCAGAGUUCAACUUUGCGUCUGCCUUGCGAUACUGGCUAUUCAGAUGAAAGAGUGGAAAGACGUACUUCCAUUGGUUGUGUCUUCCCUGGGUAACCAAGCCGAGAGCCAUGCCGCCAUCCUGGAUUUCCUCCGAAUCCUUCCCGAAGAGGUGACCGAAGGUCGCAAGAUCACCCUCAGUGAAGAAGAUUUAAAUCUGAGGACUAUCGAACUACUUUCGGACAAUGCGCCGCAGGUCGUACAGUUGCUGAUCAACUAUGCGCACUCGUCACCUUCUGCAGCAAAAAACCCACAAUUAUUGGAGUGCAUAACAUCUUGGUUGCGAGAGGUCCCAGUCACUGAUGUGGUGAACUCUCCUCUGCUGGACAUUGUCUUCAACGCCGUCGAAGGUGAUGAAGCCUUCCAAGAAGCGGCAGAGUGUCUGUCCACAAUGGUAAGAGAGACACGCGAGGUUGACGAGAACAUCGAGACCGUUCAAAAACUACUGCCCCGGGUUGUGGCUUUGCGGCCCAAGAUUCAAAAGGUUGUCGAGGAGGAGGAUGUCGAGGCAUACAAAUCCUUGACCCGUGUUCUUUCAGAUGCUGGUACAGCCUGGGUGGUGGCCAUCGCGCGAGAGACCACCGCCUUCCGCCCCUUGGUGGAUGCAAUUCUCGAAUGUGCCGCCAGCGACAAGGACAGAGAUGUCAUCGAAUACACCUUUGAUUUUUGGUACGAACUGAAGCAGUUGGUCGUGCUGGAACGUUUUAUUGAAGCGAGAAUGGAGCUUGUCGACGUCUAUUCCAAGCUGGUGGACAUUUUACUCAAGCAUCUACAAUACCCUCAGUCGGAAGAUGGGCGUGAUCUCCACCCACGAGACCUCUUUGACGGUGAUCUCGUAGCCGAAGAAAAGUUUCGUGAGUUCAGACACGCCAUGGGCGAUACCCUCAAGGACUCCUGCGAGGUCAUGGGUGUCACCGAGUGUCUAACCAAGGUACUCGAUGCUAUCAAGAUCUGGACACAAAAAUAUGCUAGUCAGGCGACUGCCACGUCAGUUCCGCACUGGCAAGAGCUUGAGGCCCCGUUGUUUUCUAUGAGAGCCAUGGGCCGCAUGGUCGGCAAAGACGAGAAUAUUGUCCUACCACAACUGAUGCCUCUGCUUGUGCAGAUCCCAGCACACGAAAAGCUGCGAUUCGCGACGAUCAUGGUCAUAGGAAGAUAUACCGAGUGGACUGCAGCUCACCCUCAAUUCUUGGAAGAUCAGUUCAACUACAUUGUCUCCUCCUUCCAGACUGAUUCCAAGGAGGUCAUUCGAGCCGCGGCAAUGGCCAUCAAGUACUUCUGCACGGACUGCAAGCAUCUUCUCAGUGCCCAGGUUGUACAACUGCAGCAGUUCUACGACAAGAUCCUCGACAACUUGCCCGACACGAGCCAAGAGGAGAUCACCGAGGGUGUUGCCAAUGUUGUCAGUGUUCAGCCAAAGGAUGAUAUUUACAGACUAUUGAAGCUGUAUUGCGAUCCUCUCAUGCAAAGACUGAUGACAAAGGCGAACAACGCAACCGAUGAUGAUGGCAAGCUUGCUGUCGCAGACCACUUGCAACUUAUUUCGAUAUUUGUCCAGCAAGUUGUCAUCGUCCCUCCUGUCAAUGCCGGGGAGGAAGACCCUGCAGUCAAGUACUGGAAGGAGGCAUUCCCGAUCCUCGCCACAGUUCUAGAUGGGUUCAUCGAUUUCGCACCGAUAUGCGAGCGAGUUUGCCGCUGCUGGCGAUUCAUGGUCAUUAGCCAUAGAGGUGCCAUGACCCCUAUUCUGCCAGACAUGGCCAACAAGCUUGCCGCUGGCUUCGAGAGGUCCCGGCAAGGCUGUUUCCUCUGGGUCACUGGCGCAAUCCUUCGCGAAUUUUCGGACGAUCGCGAGCAUGUUGACCAGGGCAUUACCGAGUCCAUCUAUGUCUUCUUUGAAGCACAAGCGACAAACAUGCUGCGCUUCAUUAGCGAACUCACUCCUCAGGAGCUGCCUGAUGUGGUAGAAGAUUUCUUCCGUCUCCUCAUUGAUACCCUUUUGUACUACCCUCAGAAGCUCAUUCCUUCGCAUCUCUUCACGCCCAUACUUGAGGCCGGCCUGUCCGUGCUUGGCCUGGAGCAGCGUGACCCCUUGACCGCUACACUCCACUACAUCAGAGACUUACUCUCAUGGGGAAGCAAGAACCCGCCAUCGUCCUCGGAACAUCUUGGCCCUUCGGUGGUAGAGCAGCUACGACAAAUUGUUCGGCAGCUGCUCACCGCCAAGGGGGAUGUCUUGGUGCAGCGCAUCCUAGCCGGCAUGAUGAUAACCUUCCCUCGGGAUUGCUUUGCCGAUGGUAGUGGCGCACUACUCACGCUUUUCGAGAUUAUGCCUGGCGAGGCAACCGUGUGGGUCGAGCAAACCAUGAAAUUGUUGCCUCCCGGAACUGUCACGCCGGCUGAUGUCCAACGCGUCAUGGUUAAGAUCAGGGAAAGGCUGCAAUCAAACGACAGCGGUGAUGUUAGACAGAUUCGCUCCAUCCUCCAGGACUUUACGAAUACCUACCGCCGGAGGUAUAUCGCGCCCCGUGACGGUCUGGGUCAGCUAGAAACAGCCCGCUUCCGAUUCUCGGGUUAG